CCCCCCUCCUCCCCUCAUUUUUUACCAAAAACCUAGCAGUCUUCCCCUCACCUUCUUAACCUCUCACUCAUGCACACUUUUCCGUGACACACACACGCUGAAGCCUCUAGUAACAAGUGAGAAUUACAAAGUUUAGAGCUAAAAUUCAAAAGUUGCAAAGCUAAUUUUCAGUUUCAAAUCCUUGUCUUAUCUCACAUUUUCUGGGGAUUUCAAAGCUUGACGGAGCUUUAGAGCUUGGUUCGAAGCUGAGAGUUUGAUUUAAACUCAGAUCACUGUUCAAUUCCGCUGAAUUUACUAUUUCGGGAACUGCUGAGCUUCGGUCGAGUUUGCCUCUGGCUCUAGUUGGUUUAUUCGAGUUUUCUUUGUUCAAUCAGAAAGUUUGAGGUGGUCGGUUUGUGGUAAGCUGACAACACAAGAUCCAAGGAAAAAUGACAACUGGCAUCGAAGCUGUUAAGAGUGCUCAAAAAGCUCAGAGUCAGAGGGUUCAACAAAAGUCUAUUGUGGUUCAAGAAAAUAGAGUACUGAAGCAGCAAAUGAUUGAAAUGUGUCAAGCAUGGGCCAAUGGCCAAGGACCGCCUUUUUCUAUCCAUGGUUUCCUAGAGUUCACAUCCAUCUCGACUACUGCCAUUCCGGUCUUAUUGUCUGAUCAAUCCUAUUCACGUGGAAUCAGUCUUUAUCCCAACUGUACGACUACAACUGGAACUUCUAUUGCGCACUCCCAAAGUGUGCCAUUGACAACCAAUCAGACAACCACUAUUGUUAUGCCCGUCUUCACCAUCCCACAGCCGACACUGGUACAGAAGAAAACUCAUGAGUCACAAUUUGCUACCCAGCAAAAACAAUACCACUCGUACCUAUUUGAUCUUCCUGCAAAGAUUGAGAAGCCUGCCCAAAAGAUGGCACAGGAAGAAAUGACCCAAAGAAUGAAAAGCUUAGAAUAACAGUUGAAAAACAUGCAAGGGUUGGCAUGUCAGAAGAGUAUUGCUUUCAAGGAUCUAUGUAUGUUCCCCGAUAUUUGUUUGCCCCUUGGUGUCAAGACCCCUAAAUUUGAAAAGUAUGAUGGACAUGGAGACCCUAUAGCCCACCUGAAAAGGUAUUGCAAUCAACUAAGAGGUACGGGAGGAAAGGAAGAAUUGCUGAUGUCUUAUUUUGGGGAAAGCCUUAUGGGAUUAGCCUCCGAAUGGUUUAUGGAUCAAGACACCUCUCACUGGCAUG
Messenger RNA from Nicotiana tabacum (common tobacco), 1215 nucleotides. Lineage: Eukaryota; Viridiplantae; Streptophyta; Magnoliopsida; Solanales; Solanaceae. The record is from RefSeq and is a predicted model, not a curated record.